Messenger RNA from Fraxinus pennsylvanica, 531 nucleotides. The record is from the annotation of a GenBank genome assembly. NCBI's taxonomy places the organism in Eukaryota, Viridiplantae, Streptophyta, Magnoliopsida, Lamiales, Oleaceae.
AUGGUGAUGAUGCAAGGGGCACGCAUUUAUGGGCUGCUGGCUGACGGCGGAGUUAGGCUAGAAUUGACUCCAACCACCAGUUCACCGUUGUCCAUAGACGUCGCUGAGUCGCCUGAGAUGCGCAUCCAACGUCUGAUAUCCGAGAAUCCUGUGAUCAUCUUCAGCCGCUCGUCUUGCUGCAUGUGCCACGUCAUGAAACGGCUGCUCUCCAAGGUCGGGGUUCACCCGACCGUCAUCGAAUUGGAUGAGGAAGAGAUCUCCGCCAUAGGAGGUGGCGGCGCUGCGCCUCCGGCGUUGUACAUAGGUGGCACAAGCGUUGGUGGACUGGAAAAUCUCGUGGCACUUCACUUGAGUGGUCAUCUAGAGCCCAAACUUAAAGAAGUUGGUGCUCUUACAAAUAUGCUGACGCCGCUGCCCCUGUGGUGCUGGGACUUGUCGUCUGGUGGGCUCUCUGUAUACUUGCCGUCUCUUACUUCUGGACACGUCAGGUACAGAACCAGUGGGGAAGAAGAAAGACCAGAACCAGGAUGA